Lathyrus sativus (Indian pea) is the source of this 963-nucleotide messenger RNA. The record is from the annotation of a GenBank genome assembly. Lineage: Eukaryota; Viridiplantae; Streptophyta; Magnoliopsida; Fabales; Fabaceae.
AUGGCGACCUCCGUCGCCGUCGGCAGCAGUUUAACGGCGUACGAUCGCGGUAUUCUCACAGCAGUGAACGUCGGCGCGUCGAGCCUCUCUUUGGCUGGUUCCACCUUCAUUGUACUAUGCUACCUUCUCUUCAAGGAGCUCCGCAAGUUUUCCUUCAAGCUCGUUUUCUAUCUCGCACUAGCAGAUAUGCUUUGCAGUUUCUUCAGCAUAAUAGGGGACCCAUCCAAAAGUUUCUUUUGUUAUGCUCAAGGAUACAGUUCACAUUUCUUUUGCGUGGCAUCUUUCCUUUGGACAACAACAAUUGCUUUUACCUUGCACCGCACUGUUGUAAAACAUAAAACAGAUGUUGAAGAUUUGGAGGCCAUGUUCCAUUUAUAUGUCUGGGGUACUUCCCUGGUUAUGACAGUCAUGCGCUCCUUUGGUAAUGACCACAGACAUCAUUUUGGUACAUUGUGUUGGACUCAAACAGGUCGCACAGGGAAGGCAAUUCAUUUUAUUACAUUUUACAUGCCACUUUGGGGUGCAAUUCUAUAUAAUGGGUUUACAUACAUGCAAGUAAUACGCAUGCUGAAUAAUGCAACCCGGAUGGCAGUUGGCAUGUCAGGCCAAUCUUAUGUCUCAGAUACAAGAGACAACAUGAGGGCUCUGAAUCGAUGGGGAUACUAUCCACUAAUUCUAAUAGGAUCAUGGGCUUUUGGCACUAUUAACCGAAUUCAUGAUUUUCUUGAGCCUAACCACAAGAUAUUUUGGCUCUCAUUUCUUCAUGUUGGAACGGCUUCUCUUAUGGGCCUCUUUAACUCAAUUGCUUAUGGCCUCAAUUCUUCUGUUCGUCGGGCAAUUUGUGAAAGACUGGAUAAGUUAUGGCCCGAGAGACUGCAUAGAUGGCUCCCUAACAGUUUUAAGUACAAGAGCUUAUCACAAGAUAGUGAACUCGCCAUGUUCAAAACUGAAGAUCAAAUAUAG